UCAGGUUUCAGAGUGAAAAAAGGGAGAAAAGAAAAGAGACUGGACGAGGCGCCUUUCUGUGGCAACGCUGAACUUUUUUAUGGAGCCAGUCAGACUGGAGAAUGAAGAUCUGUGCAGGGUUAACAGUUUUCCUGACUAGCAUUUUCUUCAGAGAUGUUUGCACAGCCAUUAAUGCCACAGUCACUCCAUCUCCGUUCCUGGUGGCUGUUGAGGGUGAAAACGCCACUCUUUCAUGUCAGGUGAACCAGCAGCACAAAUCAGACACGGCUCUUGCGCUACGCUGGAUUUUCCAUCCCGCGUCUGGAGGAGACGAGCAGCUCCUUGCCAAAGUGAACACGAGGAAGGCCAAAUUCUAUGGAAACUACAGCAAGAGUUUCCCCACUCCUAAGAUCAAGUUAAUAGUAGUGAAGCAGGGCAAGAUCUACAACCUCUUGAUCAUCAACAUUACUAGAUAUGACAGAGGCUUGUACAGCUGCAAAGUGCAGGAGUUUAAGAAGCAUCAGGAAAGAUGGAAAUCGUCAGCCAACUUCACAACAGCUACGGAACUUAAAGUGCACUUCCUUCCAUCAACCAAUGCCAAGGAUGGGCUUUGGAGCCUGUUUGAAGAUGUAUAUCUAUGUGCGGUGCUGAUUUGCUGUGUUGGGCUUCUGUGCAUGUGUAUGUUUACCGUGGCUGUAGGCUGCCAGUAUGUGCGAAAGAAGAGGCAUUUAAAAGAAAAUUAUCAUUUGGUGAAGAGUCCACAAAACAGUUCUGGAGAAACAGUCACUAGUGUGGUUAGCCUAUCUCCAGCUCUUCCCAAGAAGCAAAAGAAUUACAAGACAAAGAAAAAAAUCGAACAGGUGGAAACACCUCCAGAGAUCCCAGCUAAAGCACCCAUUGCUGACCGACUGAGAAAGCCAAAACUUUUAAAACCUCAACCAAGAAAGAUUGUUUUGCCGAAGAUUGCAGAGGAGAGCCUAACUUACGCAGAACUCGAACUGGUUAAACCUCUUCCAGAUGCCAAAGCUUCAAAGACAGGAACUGUGUAUGCCCAAAUCCUUUUCGAGGACAAAAUGGUACUCAAGCACUCUGCAUUUAGACUGCUACCCAAGAUAUCCAGCAGACUGAUGAAAGAUAGUGGUAAAGAACAUUCCACUGUGUUUUGUCCGACACAUCUCAUAGCUGUACUGUAUAAACAACCAUUUUUAGCCAUUGACUGCCCUGUAACUACUCUUGUUAUCAGACGCCCCUUUCAUCUGUGUGCCAAGAUCAAAUCCCUGCUCUGGCUAUGCACAAAUUAGUAAGACAAGGUAGACUUUGAUUGCUAGUUGGAGCUGAAGAACCAGACGUAAGCGCAAAAUACAAAAAAAUAAAAAAGUUUGCUUUAAUCACUGUUGGCUAGUGUAUGUUUAGUGCAUGCUAAGCUAAUGUACGAGCAAAAUACUGACUAAAAUUAAAAUGCUGAUGACUUUCAUAUCUGUAUCCACCAGUGUUUAGGGACCAGUAUCAAAAUCGCCUUACAUGCCAUUG
Messenger RNA from Clarias gariepinus (North African catfish), 1509 nucleotides. It is a transcript of the gene vstm4b, whose product is annotated as V-set and transmembrane domain containing 4b. The record is from RefSeq and is a predicted model, not a curated record. The coding region runs from base 102 to 1280 and encodes 392 amino acids. The transcript is spliced from 9 exons. Lineage: Eukaryota; Metazoa; Chordata; Actinopteri; Siluriformes; Clariidae.